This is a messenger RNA of Arabidopsis thaliana (thale cress), 599 nucleotides long. RefSeq names its product plant self-incompatibility protein S1 family protein. NCBI's taxonomy places the organism in Eukaryota, Viridiplantae, Streptophyta, Magnoliopsida, Brassicales, Brassicaceae. Gene Ontology annotation, cellular component: extracellular region. The record is from RefSeq and is marked reviewed. The transcript has a single exon. Bases 47 to 442 code for a protein of 131 amino acids.
AAAUUCAUAUUACUCCGAAGAACAUUUUAGACUUUUGUAAAAAAAAAUGAAUCGGCUCAUAGCUUUUUUGUUAAUUAUUGCUUUGUCUUUUGGAUUAAAUAAAGCUUGCGAAGAUUGCACAAUAGUAUUUCGAAACAACCUCAGUCCUGGUAUUAUUCUCAAAGUCAACUGCGAAUCGAACAACAAAAACCGAGUCACAGGCACAGUGAAAUUCCAAAGUGAUACAGUUCGAAUUAAUUUCCGCGAGGCUGCAUUUGAAAGAACAACAUGGCAUUGCUUAGUGCAACAAGGGGGGUAUUCUCAACACUUUAGAGCGUACAGAGGAAGUGCUCCAAUUCCUCGAUGUGGUGAGUUACGUGUAUAUAUUGCAAAACGUGAUGGGAUUUAUUUAUCCGCAAAUGCUGGUCCAGAAAAGCUCGAUCAACGUUGGAUGAAAAACUAAUGUUUUUUCUUUUCCUUAAUGCUAAUUUAUGUCUAUGAAGCUCAAGUUUUCUUGCAUUUUGGUGCUUAAUUGGUAAUUAGGAAUUUAUGUAAAUGUGAAGACCUUUUUAAAAAAAAUAAAGAUAUGUAUUUUAAUAGAAAUCAGAAAGAUCAGAUGA